AUGUCUGGCGACGAACAAUGUUCGCCUGACUUAGAGGGGGGGGAGUCGGCAGGCUCACCUCAUGAAGACUCAGAUGGGUCAUGGAUUCGGCCCACCCUACCGGGGUCCGGUGCUGGCACCUCGGCCGGUGUCGGCAUCUCAUCGGGGCCUCCGGCUCUCUUCGCCCCUCCCUCGGCUUCGUCUUCGAGCACUCGUGGCGCCGACCUUGACCUUAGCCACGGCCAGCGGAUGUCUUAUGAAAACUUUUUGGCUUCAGCUAUCAGUCAGUGCAUUCAGGAGGAUUCGCUCAAGCUCCCUUGGGAGAGGGGCAUCUGGGCUCCGCCUGCUCAUCUGAAGCCAUCGUUUCGGCAUCAUGCUGUGGGGGUAGCAGAUCUCUUUGUGCCUGCAUCUCAACCUGCAGUACCUGCCUUCACGGCCGCAGCAAGUCGUUCUUACCCAGCCUUCAUGAAGAAGAGGCUGAGGCUGGGAACUCUGCAUCGUGACGAGUCUGAGGUUCGGGCCCUGCAGCUGAGGAAACUUAGGACAAUUGUUUUACAGGACCCCUCUGCUUCGGAGCUUGGCUGUGCCUUGGUCAAUGCAGCGGGGGCGCUUCAAGAUGAGGAGCUUGUGGUUCGGAGCUUCAGGGACGCUUUCACUUCUAAGAGCACUGGGACUCUGGUGAAGCGGGUCUCUUCGCUUUGGCCUUUUUGCUCUUUUCUUAAUGACAAAGGGGUUCCCCCGCUUAACUUCGUUGAAGAGCUCCUCUACGACUUCCUCAACAAACUCCGGGAAGCGAAGCGGGGGGCUACGGCAGCAUCGUCCCUCCUUUCAGCUCUGAGGUUCAUUCACGGUGUAGUUAAGAUUAAGGACCAGCCGAAGGACCUCGUGUUCUCUGCCAGGUGUGAAGGUCUGGCGCGGGGCGAGAUGAGCAAGAAGCGGCCCACCAAGCAGUCCGAGGUCUUGACAUCGGACCAGGUUUGGUCUCUCGAGAAGCUUGUCGUGGAGCGGGCACCGAGCUUGUUCUCCCUGAUAGGCGGCCAGAUACUCUUUGCUCUCUUUGCCUGUGCUCGGUGGGAUGAUUCUCUGCACCUCGUGGAGAUUAUCCUGUCAAGGCACGGGCGCAUUGUGCUGGUGGAGACAGCCACCUCCAAGCAUAAGACUUCGCAGGCCUCUCACGACAGGUCCCUUCUGCUGCCUCUUAUAUGCUUGGGACAAGGCCUCUACGAGAAACCAUGGGCCGACGCUUGGGUUGCUUCGCGGGCUCACUUUGGGAUGGAUGCAACAGGGCCGGCUCUUCCGACUUACUGUGAGAGAACCAGCUCUUUUGGCCAAGGCCCUAUGUCUGCGACGGAGGCUACCCUGUGGCUUCGUGAGCUGCUGUGCAUGGCAGGAGCAUCUCCCAUGGACGUCGAGAGCAUCACCAGCCACGGCCUCAAGGCGACAUUGCUGUCGUGGAUCAGCAAGCAUGGUGGAUGGUCCGAGCGGGACCAGAAGCUCAUGGGGCACCACUUCGAUAGGGAGUCCCGCUCCGUACUGAUUUACAGUCGUGACAGCUACACCCCGCUUGCUGUGCAGACCCGUCGCCUCCUCGACAAGAUCAUCGACGGUGCCAUGGCCACUUCCGAGUUGGACUCAGAGGUUGAGUUUAGAAGAAGAGCACUGCAGCUAGGGGUGAGCUCGACGAACAUUGACUCGCUCAUCGCUUCAGGCUUCAAAACAUUCGGGCAGUAUGCGUUCAGUGUUCCAUACCAGCCCGGCAGUGCGGAUGAGAGCCCCUUGGUCGACAUGCUCACGUCUUCCCUUUCAGGGGAGCCAGAUGCGGGACAGCUGGCAUGCUUGAGGCGUCUCUUUUGGGAGGCCCAUGGCUUGGCUGUUCGCGAUCUUCGUCUUCGACAGGAGCAUGGCUCGGACUCCGUCAUCAAGAAGCUGCCCACAUCCGAGAGGACAGCUCGUGCUGAUGCUCAGCGCAGGCGCUUGACUGGUAUCACAUGGUCUCCCGAGACGGAGCCUUCGCACCAGCUUGUGGACAGGUUCGUGUCGAUGGUCGAGGAGCAGACGGUCAUCUAUGUCCGCCCGGAGCUUUGCACUAGCCGAGCUCAAGAGACCUUGCAGGUGAAGCAGGCUAAGACUUUCGCCCUCGGCUCCGAUGGCCAGCUUCGCAUAACGGCUAAGGGUGACGAUCUUGAGUGCUCGACGGCUGGAGAGUGGAAGCUACGCAUGGCGCUCCAGCGGAAGUCGCUGGCUAUGGAUUUGGCGGGCCUCGCAAGCUUCCAAGUGUCCGAGGCUUGGCACACCUACUUGUUCACG
Symbiodinium necroappetens is the source of this 2286-nucleotide messenger RNA. The record is from the annotation of a GenBank genome assembly. Lineage: Eukaryota; Dinophyceae; Suessiales; Symbiodiniaceae.